GUGCAUGUUUAUAAACACCCCAUAUACACGCGUCUUUGUGAAUACGACUAAGUUGCCAGAUUUAAUUAUUCAUAUGUAUCUACAUAAUUAACUCCCAGAUCACUGAAUACUGUCCGCUUGCGGCUGAAAUUCAGGAAACUGGUGAUAUGUAAUUCAAUAAAUCCAGCGCGCGCCGUUUAUGCUUCACAGACGAGCAGAAGAUUGAAGGGCUUCCUAAAUUUUGUGCCCUACGAUUUACAUUAUUCAUACAGAGGGGUGUGACUUACAACCUCUUUUUUCUGCCUGUAUAUAACGAGAAGUUGAAGCAAAGGAAAAUACAGAUGGAGAAGACCACUCUUCACUGUGCAAGAGAAAGUUCACCUAAGCCUACGUGACAAGUUGCAUACUCUCCCUUUGUGUCUCUCCUGUCACCAUGAUGUCCAGGCUGUGCCUUCUUUGUCUGGCGACCGCCUUCGCGAUACUAACCCGGCUGGCGGAGGCGGUCGGACCCGUGGUCCGAUGCGAGCCCUGUGACGCCGGGGCGCUGGGGCAAUGCAAACCUUUGCCCAAGGACUGCGCCGAGGCGGUCCGGGAGCCAGGCUGCGGCUGCUGCAUGACUUGCGCGCUUACUGAGGGACAACUUUGUGGAGUGUAUACAGGGAGGUGCGGAUCCGGUUUGACCUGCCAGUACCAGCCGGGUGAAAGCAGACCUCUGCAAGCCCUACUAGAAGGACGGGGCGUUUGCUCCAGAUCGGCUUCCAAAAAGCUCAACAGCAUCCUGAUUCCGGUCCACAAAAAAGAGAACUAUCAGGACCCAGAGGAGGACUGGUUCACUAACAGCACUGGAGCCUUGGAGAUGGAGAGCUCCUACAGACUGGUGGAGCCCAGAGGGAUUCCCCCACACUCCAAAGCAGAUGCCAUCCGCAGGGACCAGUCCAAGAAGUCACAGAGCUACAAGGUGGAUUCUGUGUCCGGUGGGCUUAGCGUGGACGUGCAGAACUUCUCCCUGGAGUCCAAGCGGGAGUCGGAGUAUGGCCCGUGUCGGCGGGAAAUGGAGAGUGUCCUAAACAGCCUGAAGAUCAUUAACGUCCUCAAUCCCAAGGGUUUCCGCAUUCCCAACUGCGACAAGAAGGGCUUCUACAAGAAAAAGCAGUGUCGCCCAUCCAAAGGCAAGAAGCGAGGAUCCUGCUGGUGUGUGGACAAGUAUGGGCAGUCCCUGCCAGGCUACAGUGGCAAGGAGAGGAGUGACGCUCACUGCUACAACCUGGAGAGCAAGUGAGGGCGAGAGAGGGAUGAAGAGAGAGCGAGCAAGAGAGAGAGAGAUAGUGAGCGAGAGAGAGCGAGAGAUAGAGAUAGAGAGGGCCCACUCAGCUCUGAGGGGGUCAUGCGCACAAAGACUGUACAAACAAAGACUUUGAAGGAGCUGGCCUGGCACUAGGAAGCCCAGCCUGGGUGCGGGCAGCUGUGCGACCUUUGACCUUGUGUGGGGGAGGGGAAUAUGGCAAGCUUGUGAGGACUGGAGACUGCAGCUGGGCCAAGACAAUUCAUUCUUACGGCUUUCUAUACUGUGCAAAGGGAGCAUUUGGAUUCUUAAAUAUCUGAAAGAGAGCCUGAGAAACAGAGAAAUAAUAUAUAUAUGUGUGUAUAUAUAUAUCUAUAUGCAAAGUGCACUAUUUUUUAGAGGGCAGGGGCACCCCGUGACAAGGGCACCCCUGCUUGCCUUAUUAAGAACUGCAUGUGACCAACUCGAAUCGGAUUUGCUCGGAUGUCCGGCGCCGGUGUGCGCAGCAACACCCAACGCGGACGCGAUCACGGUGGAUGGACCUCUCCACCCCAUCUCCGCACGCCUGCAUGCUCCGGAAGGCAGGGUGAUGGAACAGGAGGGUGCCUGGGAGCAAGGGGGCUGCAUGCCCCAGCUAUCUGGCUCUGCUCAGGGUUUCUGAUGUGAGAUGAAGGCUCACCAGACAGGGUGGCCAUUCCCACUCACAACCACACACCCCCCCCUCCCAGCCUACCCCACCAGUGAUGGGAUCUCACGCCAAGGGCUCCUAUGCAUGUCUCAUGUCAUAAACACAAAUAUCUUAAAUGCCCCCUGAAUGUUCGGUUUAUGGAUAUACAUGGUCUGGAAGCCACCCACCCCCCAUUAGCAGUUGUACUGCCCUCCCCCCCCCCCUCCUUACUGCAUCCCCUUACUGCAGGGAAAUUUACCCCUGAUUUUCUGUCCACUGGGUCUACUGUAAACUUGUGCUUGUCUGCAGGUCCUGAGCUGUGUGGGGUAUUUGUGACCUUGUGUGUGUGUGUGAGUGAGGGAUUGUGCAUACGAUUUUCUGUGUGUGUGUGUGUGGCAGAGUGUGUAUCAGUGUGUGAUGUGGGACAUCUUGUCUGUGGGUGGUCCGGCAGACUGGCUCAGGAUUCCAUCAAGCCCCCCCGCCUGUAACUCCCCACUGCAGCCAAAUACUCCCAGUCGACCGCCACCCCUCCCCUC
This is a messenger RNA of Brienomyrus brachyistius, 2464 nucleotides long. It is a transcript of the gene igfbp3, whose product is annotated as insulin-like growth factor binding protein 3. Gene Ontology annotation, cellular component: extracellular region. Lineage: Eukaryota; Metazoa; Chordata; Actinopteri; Osteoglossiformes; Mormyridae. The record is from RefSeq and is a predicted model, not a curated record. Gene Ontology annotation, biological process: regulation of insulin-like growth factor receptor signaling pathway. Gene Ontology annotation, molecular function: insulin-like growth factor II binding; fibronectin binding; insulin-like growth factor I binding. The transcript has 4 exons. The coding region runs from base 413 to 1258 and encodes 281 amino acids.